Molecule: messenger RNA, 3381 nt
Organism: Zootoca vivipara (common lizard)
Lineage: Eukaryota; Metazoa; Chordata; Lepidosauria; Squamata; Lacertidae
Gene: RRS1
Product: regulator of ribosome synthesis 1
Biological process (GO): endonucleolytic cleavage in ITS1 to separate SSU-rRNA from 5.8S rRNA and LSU-rRNA from tricistronic rRNA transcript (SSU-rRNA, 5.8S rRNA, LSU-rRNA); ribosomal large subunit biogenesis; ribosome biogenesis
Cellular component (GO): nucleus; preribosome, large subunit precursor; nucleolus
Molecular function (GO): protein binding
Source: RefSeq, a predicted model, not a curated record
CAGCGGAACUAAUCCCUCUGACCUUUCGUGGAGCCGGGCAGCGUUCUUUGCGCACGUGGAGAGAGAGCGAGUGGCGAGCGGCCGUUGCGACCCCCUCGCGGAAAUGGCCGUGUCGUCCGUGGAGGACCUGUUGGCCCGCGCUGAGGAGCGCGAGGCGGAGACGCAGCGCAGUGUGACGGUGCACAAGGAGCUGGAGCUGGAGUUCGACGUGGGCAACCUGCUGGCGGUGGACAAGAACCCGGCGCCGCGCGGCACAGGGGCCGCCUGCUCUCAGCGCGAGGCCCUCCUGCGCGCCUUGGCCCGCGACAACACACAGCUGCUGGUGGGCCAGCUGUGGGCGCUGCCGUCGGAGCGCGCCGAGGCAGGGGCGGGCCCCGUGGUGGCUCGGCUUCCGGACCCUUCGACGCGGCUGCCCCGAGAGAAGCCGCUGCCCAAGCCCAAGCCCCUCACGCGCUGGGAGCAGUUCGCCCGGCUCAAAGGCAUCCGCCCCACGCGGAAGAAGCGCGGCACGCUGGUGUGGGACGAGGCGGCCAAGGAGUGGCGGAGGCGCUGGGGUUACCAGAGGGCCGGCGGGGACCCGUCCCGGGACUGGCUGCUCGAGGUGCCCGACUCGGCCCACCCGCUCGAGGACCAGUUCGCCAAGAAGCGCCAGGAGAAGCGCGAGAAAGUGGCGCGCAACGAGUACAACCGCCUCAGGAACCUGGCGCGCGCGCACCGCGGCGGCGCCGCCGAGCUGCAUCCCACGGGCCACCAGGACCGCUCCGAGUUGGGCCGAGUCACCGCCCUCGCCCGCGUCUCCACCGCCUCUGUCGGCCGCUUCCAGCCUCGCCUCCCUAAGGAGUCCCGCACUCCGCAAAGCGCCCGGGGCAAGAAGCGCCGCUUCGGGCCCGUGUUGGGAGACCUCGACGGGGAGAAGAAGAGGCAGCUGGAGCUGGUCCGGAGCCUGGGCAGCAAAAAGACACCUCUGGACCUGACCCGCGCGGUCAACAAGCAGCUGCGGGAAGACGAGGCCGAGGCUGCCAAAGCCAAGGGCAAGAAGCAGGGGCAGCGGGGCAAGAGGGGCCGGCGGCAGCAGCAGAGGCCCGGUGGGGCCAAGGGCAAGAAAAGUGGAGGGGCAGCUCGGAGAGGGAAGGCCGGGCGACCGGGAAGUGGUGGUGGAAAGGGGAAAAGAAAAUGAGCUUGGCCACCAAGGAUGACUGGAGCAGCUGCCCCCAAUGUGCAUCAUCUAAAGAGAACUGGGCGCCUCAGCAAAUUACAGGACUCUUAAUUAUGUUUAAGAAAAUGUGGCCUUGAGUUGCAGAUACUUCUUUCUCUACUUGGACAAUGGUCUUAGACCCUCUUGAGAACUUUGUUGGGCCAAAGACACAAAAGUGGGGCAAGACCUUUAUCCCUCCAGAAAACCAAACCAAACCCUGAGCAAUAAUACUUGACUGAAUUAGAGAUGGGGUGGCCUUGAGAAGGCAGAUCUUUUCACUCUGCAAAGAAGAAAAGUUAUGUAAGGCGUAUGCAAAGAUCUCAUGCGAAGAUCUCGUGGAAUGGAGCAUAUAAUUUCCCAAAAGUUACAGAAAUACAGUUCAUUUUUUAUUCUAUACUGUGACUUGGAUUGACAAUGGUCAUUAAAUCAUGGCAAGGAUGUGCUGAAAUAUUUGUAAGGUUAUGCAUCAUACAAAAUAUAAUCCUAAUAGUCUUUCUUUACUUCAGUGAUAUCUCAAGUGAACAUCUUUAAGAUGUCAAAUAUGUGUCUGAAAAUGCGUAAGAAUGACAAAAUGAAUGCAGAUAAACCUGCAAAGUAAUAUGGAAAGAGCAGAGCAAUUUCAGACCUCAUGCAUACUUCUUUUUAGCUUAGUUGAAUCGCAUUCAAAGUUUGAUAUUACAUGGUUCUGAAAUAUUGAUGUGACUCGGAGGAUUCCUUCUUUUGAAUUUGUGUUUUAUAUAAAUAUUUUAUGUUGUAUAAGAAAUACUGGUAAUGUGUCUUUGUCUUAAAUUGGGAGCUCACUGACUUAAAUUCAUAGGUUAGAAAUGUUUUUCUCAACUCUUAUAAAACCUGGGAGAAACCUAAAGUAUGUUAUUUUCAUGUAAUGGAUUCUAAACUAGAAAAACCCUACAAGCCUGAUUUAUGAUGUUUUGAGAAUUCAGAGAUUACCAUAAUUCCAUUCUUUUAAGAAGACACCACCACACAUAUAUCCUUGCCUUGAAAAAGCUACAGCUCACAUUGUUAAAAACAUUUUAUGGGUAUUUAAUAGCCUAUAUUUGUGAAAAAUGCAGUGUGGUGUUAGUACAGAUUUGGUAGCCUGUUUUCAUUAGUCAUGAAAGGCUAAGGUGUCCUUACCUUUUAAAAAGAGGAAUGUAUAUGAAAAUAUUACUAGCUAUUGUACAGUCGUCUUGAGAGCACUGCAGGAAGGCUGUUCUAUCACCGGGUUGUAUUUGAAAGCUGCUUUCUGCUUACCAUACUUAGUAGCUGCUUCCUUCCCUCCUCCCCACUUUCAUUUAAAAAUACAGAAUUCUAAAUGUUCUAAAAAUUCUAAAUGUUCUAAAAAAGUACUUGUGCACUUACACCAAAUCUCUGAGAGUUGGAGAAGGUACCAGUAACACAGCAGCAGGCAACUGGCAGCCUGAGGCCCAGCUCUCCCUGCCACCAGGACUUUCCCAGGGCUUUUUUCCCCCCCAGCUGGAACUCCAGCACCUUUCAGGUGAGCACCAUUGCCAUUAUAAGAGAACAAGGGAGAUGUUCAUGGUGAGUUCUGACACCUCUUUCUAGAAUAAUAGCCCUAGUUUUACCACCUCACACUUCUAUCUUCUCAGCGGCAAAGAGAUCACAAUAGCUUUCUGCAUGAGCCAAGACACAAGUACUGAAGUUUGUACCUUCCACAAAUGCAGUUCCAUUGAACUUCAGAAUCCUAGAAUCUUAGAGUUGGAAGGUACCCAAGGGUCAUCUAGUCCAACCCUCUGCAAUGCAGAAAUCUAAAGCAUCUAUAACAAAUGGCCAUCCAACCUCUGCUUAAAAACCUCCAAGGAAGGAGAGUACACAACCUCCCAAGGAAGACUGAUCCACUGUCAAACAGCUCUUACUGUCUUCCAGAGCAAGAGAAAAAAAGAUGGCUAUCAUUUCUCCUCAGUCACUUCAUUUCCAGGCUAGAAGUUCUUGAUAAAAUAGGAAGCUGAAUUGUACUCGGUGAGAUAAUUUAUUAAUUCUAGAUCAAUACUGCUGACACUGAUUGUCAACGGCAUUCUGGGAUUUCAGAUUGGUCCUUCUCAGCCCUACUAGGAGAUGCCAGUGUCUCAGCCGGACGACCUUUUACCUGCAAAAUAUGGGCACUCACUGAGCUGUAGCUAAUGCCCAUUGCAUCCCAACAGUCUUUUAUUUUUAUUUAUUCAACUUAA